UGAAAGUGAACGUGUUUGCAUCCGGAGCACUGUCUAUGUGCACCAGAAAGUGAUUUGUUAAAAUCUCUUGGAUAUCGGCCGACGACAUCGAUAUGAACAGCUUGCUGAUACUUCUUUGGUGCGCCUUAUGCUGCAGUGUGUCUGCCAAGCCUCCGGCAGCUCGACGGGCUCAAUUGCACGAUGACGUACAGCUAAUUCACCCGCACAUCAUCACCAUAGAGCGAUUGGAGAAUCUUCUCCGGCGGGCGGGUGAAAUAUUCGGUCCUGCCAUGGAGGAGGAUGCCAUGGCUGAGGCAAGUAGCCAGGUGCAUGAGGAAGUGCAGCCCCAGGCCCAGUUCCAGCCCCAGCAGCGCAUGCUUCCGCCAACAGAGCAGCCAUACAACUUCUACCUGCCGCUCUUCGACUAUGUUGAGCCAAAGUUGGACGCUAAGAGUCGGAUGCUGGAGAAGAUCGCUCCGCCGCCUCUGGGACAAAAGCUCGAGCACAACUACUAUGCUGAUAAGCCAAAGAAGAAGCCAAAAAAAUUCAACGCCGCGACCAAGCACAUAAACCUCAACCUCAAGUGGCUUAACACCUACGAGAAGGCCAUGGGCGGGUCCACACCUCCCAAGGCAAUGUAUCUCGAAAAUGAUGAGCGUAACAGGAUCAACUUUGAUGACUCCUUUUUCGCGGUCGAUAUGCAGGUAAAGAUGCCGGAUAACCAGGUCCCUAAGGAUCCAGCUCCGGCGGAACUGCUGCAGCACGGCGAGGAGCAGGCCGAGGAGGAUCUGAUGGCGGCUCCGGCGCAUAUUACCUACAACAUCAACAAAGCUUGAAUGUAAUUAUAAUUUAAAUUCUAUAACAAACUCUGGCCUUUUUUCGCUGUGUAACUAAUUUGGGAUAUAAAAACCGCAACAGUA
Molecule: messenger RNA, 899 nt
Organism: Drosophila bipectinata
Lineage: Eukaryota; Metazoa; Arthropoda; Insecta; Diptera; Drosophilidae
Source: RefSeq, a predicted model, not a curated record